GAUUUGAGGUCAAUCCAGACCAGCAAAGAAAAGAAGACCUCGUGCGAAUUGGUUCAGUGAUACCCAUUCGAGGCAUUGCCAGAGAGAUAGUCUCAAGAUGGCCAAAGUCAUCUUCACCCCGUGGAAGGAGCAAUCGCAAUUACUGGUGGUGCGGAAUCAAUUCUACCCUCCGCCGCUAUAUGAUGGACCGGACCUGCGAUCCAAGGCCUGCGCCACAGUCAGCGCAUGGAAAAUGCGAGGCAACCUCCCCCAUCCCGUCGAGGCGACCGCCUUAUUGACGGAUGCUAUCCUCCAUGACGAUGCGCAGAAGAAUUCCAUCUUCUCGAUCCGAGCCACCUAUGCGGCGGCUUUCUGUCGCUUCGUAACGGGUCUCGUUGACUCGAAACUCGGCGGACAGCGCAGGACCAUGUUCCAGCGAGCCCUGGACCUGGGCCUGCCCGCCUCGUUCGUGGAGUUGCGGCACGAGGCCACGCAUCGCGAGCUGCCGUCGCUGACGGUGCUGCGGAAUGCGUCGCAGCGAUCCCUGGAGUGGCUGUGGGAUUACUACUGGGCCAAGACGGAGUUUGCUGCUGACUUUGGGGCUCAACGGGUGCCUGUUGAAGCUGGAUCAGAGGGUGUCGCCGAGGGCGACGAGGACGAGGACGAGGAUGACGACGACGAGGGAGAAGUCGAUCUUGAACCGAUCAAGUCGGCUCUUCGGGGUACUCUCCAGCAGGUCGUGGCUGACGGGGAGGAUCAGCAGCAACCGCCGCGGAAGAAACGGAAGGUGCAGCAGCAUUUGUCUGCCGUUACGGCGGAGGUGGUGUCGAUGUGUCGGUCUUCGGGCCGGGGUGUUUCUGCUUUGUCGAGUGUUUUGGUGGAGGAUGCGUUGUUGGUCCCUGCUGGACGGAGGAUGGGUGACUCUAUGGUUAAUCAAUUCGUCAAGUGGGAUCCAUUAUUACAGAUGAUUGCGGACGCGCAGCCGACGUUCUUGUCGAGUCUGACGGAGGAGCUCGCGGACGCAUUGGCGUUGACGACACGUCCCAAGGAUGCGAAGACCGAUCCCCGCUGUGAAGGCGUCUAUAUGUGGCUGGACCACAUUUUGGGGUCGGCGCAGUGGGAGUCCAGGAGACGGCUGGUCUCGUAUGCGUACAUGCUGGCGGUGUGUGAGCAGAGUGGGAACCACUGGACGGAGUCCUUGAAGGAGAGAUUGGCCGAGAGGCAGGAUGAGGGAGUGCCAUCGUUCGAGGGUGAGGAAUUGGGCCGCUCAACACCGUCAUCUAGAGCCAUGCAUAUCCAAUCGAUUCCCAUGUGGACCGGGAAGGGCAACAACUAUGCCUACCUGGUGACCGACGAGCCCACGAAACAAUCGGUCAUCAUCGACCCGGCCAAUCCGCCCGAAGUAAUCCCCGAGCUGGAAUCGCAAAUUAAGGCCGGCAAGAUAGAUCUCACGGCUAUCGUGAACACCCACCACCACUGGGACCACGCCGGCGGUAACAACGAGCUGCUCAAAACCUUCGGCAAGCUGCCCGUAAUCGGCGGCAAGGACUGCCAAUCCGUCACGCAGACGCCCGGCCACGGCGAGACGUUCAAGAUCGGCGACCGCAUCUCCGUCAAGGCGCUGCACACCCCGUGCCACACGCAAGAUAGCAUCUGCUAUUUCAUGCAGGACGGGGACCAGAAGGUCGUGUUCACGGGCGAUACCUUGUUCAUUGGAGGAUGCGGCCGGUUCUUUGAGGGCACGGCGCCUGAGAUGCAUAAGGCGUUGAAUGAGACGCUGGCGGCUUUGCCGGAUGAUACGAAGGUUUACCCGGGACACGAGUAUACCAAGGGCAAUGUCAAGUUCUGUCUGGCUGUCUCGCAGUCUGAGCCUAUUAAGCGGCUGGAUGCGUUCGCUGAGGCGAAUCAGGAGACGCAGGGGAAGUUUACUAUUGGGGAUGAGAAGCUUCACAAUGUUUUCAUGCGUGUGAAUGACCCUGAGAUCCAGAAGAAGACUGGGAAGACGGACCCGGUUGAGGUCAUGGCGGCGUUGAGGGAGAUGAAGAAUGCUAUGUAGGUGGAACUAGUCUGUACAAGUAAUCAUCAAUCUGAAUAAUCUGGGU
Molecule: messenger RNA, 2081 nt
Organism: Aspergillus homomorphus CBS 101889
Lineage: Eukaryota; Fungi; Ascomycota; Eurotiomycetes; Eurotiales; Aspergillaceae
Product: Metallo-hydrolase/oxidoreductase
Exons: 13
Coding region: 98-2035 (645 amino acids)
Biological process (GO): rRNA processing
Cellular component (GO): Las1 complex
Molecular function (GO): endonuclease activity; hydroxyacylglutathione hydrolase activity
Source: RefSeq, a predicted model, not a curated record